AUUCGUAGGAAAACAAAAUGUCAGCGGCCAUGGGGGAAAAGUGCUCCGAUUUAAAGGCCACCUUUGAUAAUCUCAUUUUAUUACCCAAAUCCCCAAAAGACAUAUCAACUGCUGUUACAUGUCUGAUAAAGGGUGGUUGUUGUUCGAGGUGUGUACUUCGGUUUUUGGGUGAAAAGGAGCCAAGUACUUAUAGGAGAUCUCCGCAGGAAACCUUCCUUCUUGUUCAAAACUUAUUAAAUGCAAGUGAAAUUGACAAGCAAAAUGGACAUGAUGAUGGUGAAACAUUAAAACAACCAGAAGCUCAGAUUUCCACACCAUGCACAGCAUGUCUAGGAGUUUUAGCUGAGUACUGUGAAGAUGAUUUCCUUCUGCAGGUUAAACAAAAGAUUGAAAGCCAAGACUUUCAGUUUGAAAAUUUCUGUUCUGCGAUCAGCCUUCCUGUGCCAUUUCUUGUUCGAGAGCAUUCCAUCAUGGUGCUGUUGAGAGAAACAUUGCCUUUAGUGUACUUGCCAGUGUUGCCUGAACAUAUCACGCCACUGAAGGAUGUGUGGAAGUGGAUAAGUGGUCACAGACUUGCAGAGAUGCUAGGGAAAAGUUUUGAACAAAAAAGUCCUUUUGAAAUUGCAAUUUUCUUUACCCAUCCUGAGGUAGAAAAAGAAUGUAAUUUUCUAUUGGACUUGUUUCCUGAAGUGUACAGAAAGCGGAAAACUAACAAGCAUGGUUGGGAGUUGUUCACAAGAAUGAGUGUUGCCAAAUCAUUAAAUUCUUUAAGAGAUGUCACUUUUAAAAAGAAUAGCCAAUGUCCCCCAAAACCUGUAUCUGUACCUUGUACAUGUGAGGCAGUCAGAGGGACCCACACUGCAAUAUUUUUAGCAGGACGUUACAACAAAUUUAGCAGACAUUUAAGUCAGACUCCAUGGGUAAUAGAAGGAGAGAGAAAAAUGGAAAGCUCUGUGCAAGAACUAAUUGGGACUUUGAUUCAGGAGAAAAUAAAGGCUGAUGAUGUAAUUUUCUCAGCUUCUGGGAGAGAAGAUGUUGAUGUUAGAAUGCUUGGAAGGGGUAGGCCGUUUGUAUUAGAAGUUGUUAAUCCACAUGCCAGGGCAUUCACUCAGGAUGAUCUUGCCGCUUGGCAAGAGGAUAUAAAUAAAAAGACCAAAGAUAUUGCAAUACGUGACCUUCAACUUGUGUCUAGAGAAGAAACAAACAAGCUAAAGGAAGGAGAAAUGGAGAAAGUUAAAAGUUAUUGUGCUCUUUGCUGGAGCCAUCAACCUUUUACAAGCAAACAUCAGGAAAAAAUAGCGGCUGUCAAGGAUUUGAAAUUGUUCCAGAAAACUCCCAUUAGAGUAUUACAUAGGAGAGCCCUAGCAGUAAGAGAGAGGGUGAUACAUUCAAUGUCUUCAGAAAAAGUAGAUGAUUGUCAUUUUAAGUUGUAUUUAUCCACUCAGGCUGGAACCUAUAUAAAGGAAUUUGUUCAUGGGGACUUUGGACGAACAACACCAAACUUAACCACACUUCUUGAAAUGGAAUGUGAUAUUUUAGAACUAGAUGUAGAGGCUGUAGAGUUAGACUGGCCACCAAAUUUGGGAGAUCCUACGUAGGUAUCAACAUGUAGAAGUAUUCCAUUUCAACCGAUUUCUGUGAUCUUCCUGUGUAACCAUUUUGUCUUUGCAAUUUGGACGAGACACCACGUCAGAAGAAGCCAUUUCGUUUGCCUUUAUUUCAAAACAAAUUAUGUAUUCACAAGAAAUACUUUAUUCUUUGUAUAUUCACAUUAGUUGACAUUUUGCAGCUAAGAGGAGUGACCAUCACUUCUUUGGACUGUUUCAAAGAUUGUAACCUACACUUAUCAGUUUGAUAAUCUCUACCGAAUUGUGUUUGUCACUCAGCUUUUAUAAGUCACACACAGUAAGGAGAUUAUCUAAGCUUCAUUUAUUAAUAAAACGUAUGCCAGAUUUGUUUCA
This is a messenger RNA of Lingula anatina, 1961 nucleotides long. Its product is annotated as tRNA pseudouridine synthase Pus10. Gene Ontology annotation, molecular function: pseudouridine synthase activity; RNA binding. Gene Ontology annotation, biological process: tRNA pseudouridine synthesis. Lineage: Eukaryota; Metazoa; Brachiopoda; Lingulata; Lingulida; Lingulidae. The record is from RefSeq and is a predicted model, not a curated record.